This is a messenger RNA of Fragaria vesca subsp. vesca, 1205 nucleotides long. RefSeq names its product putative axial regulator YABBY 2-like. Gene Ontology annotation, biological process: cell fate commitment; multicellular organism development. NCBI's taxonomy places the organism in Eukaryota, Viridiplantae, Streptophyta, Magnoliopsida, Rosales, Rosaceae. The transcript is spliced from 6 exons. The record is from RefSeq and is a predicted model, not a curated record. Bases 289 to 993 code for a protein of 234 amino acids. Gene Ontology annotation, cellular component: nucleus.
AAGGAAACCACUACUUAUACAUAUUACUAUUACAUCUAGCUAUUCCUCCCCCACUAGUUCACUCCGACCAGACUAGUCCCAUCCUCUCUCUCUCUCAUAAAUUCAGCUUUUUCUCUUCUUUUGUCUUGGUGUUCAUUUCUUUGUAUGCUUUCUUGUUUAUCAUAAUUAUUCUACUUGCUUUUAUCACCCUAAUUUCCCAAAUCUAUUCAAAAUCGAUCUACUACCCGAUCCGGCUAUAUAUAUCGUAUAUAGAUUAUCUGUCUUUCACAAAUUACACUUUGAAAUAUUAUGUCAAUGGAAUUGAUGGCAUCCUCCGAACGUGUUUGUUAUGUUCAUUGCAACCACUGCAACACCAUUUUAGCGGUGAGUGUUCCGGCAUUCAACGGCCCAUUGACGGCGGCGACGACUACAGUGGUGACGGUGAGAUGUGGUCACUGUGCAAAUCUGCUGUCUGUUAACAUCGGAGCAGCUUCGCUCCAAUAUCACUCAAUUACUCCUAGUGCUACUGCCGCUGCUGCUGCUGCUUCUCCACACCCUCAUCCUCAUACUCAGCAUUAUCACUCUCACCCAAAUAUUUUCACCCACCAGAAGCAACAUCAGGUGAGCUCUGAGGACUCCUCAUCAAAUAAGGACUACGGAUCUUCAUCAUCAUCGUCUACUUCUUCCAAAUGCAACAAGUUUGCUGCUGCUCCUGCAUUUGAUCAGUCCUCUACUACUGUGGACCAACCAAGAAUCUCUCCCAUUCGCCCACCAGAGAAGAGACAACGUGUUCCUUCAGCUUAUAAUAGGUUUAUCAAGGAGGAAAUCCAAAGGAUCAAAGCUAGUAAUCCUGACAUUAGCCAUAGGGAAGCUUUUAGCACGGCAGCCAAAAAUUGGGCACAUUUUCCUCACAUUCACUUUGGUUUAAAGCUGGAAAGCAACAAGCAAGCAAAGCUGGAUAAUCAAACUUUUGCAGGAGAGGGAACUCAAAAGUCGACUAAUGGCUUGUGCUAAAUUACAAAAUUGAGAUGAUCGAGCAGUACACUCAAAACAUCAUAUCGAAUUAUCGAUCAUCGAUGGAACCAUGCACUCAAAAGUUUAGAGGUUAAUAAUGAAGUCUCCUUGUAACAAGAAUUAGGAUACCUCGCUCCGAUCCUCCAAAUUAACCUCAGUGCAUCCCUACAUAUAAAUAUAUGUAACCUGUUUAUUUUUAUAAAUUCUAUAUA